AUGAGUGGAGGAGGAGAGCAGCCAGAUAUCCUCAGUGUUGGAAUCCUGGUCAAAGAAAGAUGGAAAGUGUUGAGGAAGAUUGGGGGUGGGGGCUUUGGAGAAAUUUACGAUGCCUUGGACAUGCUUACCAGGGAAAACGUUGCACUGAAGGUAGAAUCAGCCCAACAACCAAAACAAGUUCUGAAAAUGGAGGUUGCUGUAUUGAAAAAACUACAAGGGAAAGACCAUGUUUGUAGAUUUAUCGGCUGUGGGAGGAACGAUCGCUUCAAUUAUGUGGCCAUGCAAUUGCAGGGUCGGAAUCUGGCAGAUCUACGCCGUAGCCAGUCCCGGGGCACAUUCACUAUUAGCACCACUCUUCGGCUGGGUAAACAGAUUCUGGAGUCUAUUGAGAGCAUCCAUUCUGUGGGAUUCUUGCACCGAGACAUCAAACCGUCGAACUUCGCCAUGGGUCGCUUUCCUAGUACAUGUAGGAAGUGUUUCAUGCUUGAUUUUGGCUUGGCUCGACAGUUUACUAAUUCCUGUGGUGACGUCAGACCACCUCGAGCUGUGGCAGGCUUCCGAGGGACAGUUCGUUAUGCAUCGAUCAAUGCUCAUCGAAACAGAGAAAUGGGAAGACAUGAUGAUCUUUGGUCCUUAUUCUACAUGUUGGUGGAGUUUGUGGUUGGGCAGUUGCCAUGGAGAAAAAUAAAAGACAAGGAGCAAGUAGGCUCUAUUAAGGAGAGGUAUGACCACAAGCUUAUGUUGAAACAUCUCCCUCCAGAAUUCAGCAUCUUUCUGGACCAUAUCUCCUCUUUGGAUUAUUUUACAAAACCAGACUAUCAGCUUCUUACAUCAGUGUUUGACAACAGCAUCAAAACCUUUGGAGUAUUUGAGAGUGACCCUUUUGACUGGGAGAAGACUGGAACUGAUGGCUCCCUAACAACCACCACUACUUCUGCCACCCCUCAGUUGCAUACCCGCCUGACCCCUGCGGCAAUCGGAAUUGCUAAUGCCACUCCCAUCCCAGGGGACUUGCUUAGAGAAAAUACAGAUGAGGUGUUUCCAGAUGAACAUCUCAGUGAUGGGGAAAAUGGCAUCCCUGUUGGUAUGUCACCGGAUAAAUUGCCUGGAUCUCUGGGACACACUCAUCCCCAGGAGAAGGAUGUCUGGGAAGAGAUGGAUGCCAACAGGAACAAGAUAAAGUUUGGAAUUUGUAAGGCUGCUACUGAAGAGGAGAAUAGCCAUGGUCAAGCAAAUGGUAUUCUGAAUGCUCCAAGCCUUGGUUCACCAAUUCGUGUCCGCUCAGAAAUUACUCAGCCAGACAGAGAUGUUCCGUUGGUGCGAAAGUUACGUUCCAUCCACAGCUUUGAGCUGGAAAAGCGUCUAACACUAGAGCCAAAGCCAGAUACUGACAAGUUUCUUGAGACCUGCCUGGAGAAAAUACAGAAAGAUUCCAUUGCAGGAAAGGAACCUGUUCUUCCUGCCCUGCCUCAUAAGCCUUGUGUUCCUGCUGGGGCCCGUACUGACCACAUCUGGAACUAUGAUGAAGAAUAUCUUCCAGAUGCUUCUAAGCCUGCCUCUGCCCAUACUCCUGAGCAGGCGGAUGGUGGCGGCAGCAAUGGAUUUAUAGCUGUUAACUUGAGCUCUUGCAAGCAGGAGGUUGAUUCCAAAGAAUGGGUGAUUGUGGACAAGGAGCAGGACCUUCGGGAUUUUAGGACAAAUGAGGCUUUAGGCCAUAAAACAACAGGGAGCCCUUCUGAUGAGGAGCCUGAAGUACUUCAAGUUCUAGAAGAAUCACCUCAAGAUGGAAACCUCCGAUUGGGUCCUUGGGAAGAAAAUAUUCAUUUAAAGAAGGAAACCUCAGGUGUGAUCUUAGCACUUUCUGGGGAAUGCUAUGCCACUGCUGCUUCAGAGCAAUAUACAGAUAGGCUAGAACUCCAGGCUGGAGCUGGUGGUCAGUUUACUGCAGCAACACCCACAAGUCCAAUGGAGGCACAAGCAGAAGGACCCCUUACAGCGAUUACAAUUCCUCGACCUUCUGUGGCAUCUACACAGUCGACUUCAGGAAGCUUUCACUGUGGUCAGCUGCCAGAGAAGAAGGACCUUCAGCCUGUGGAGCCCACUGUGGAACUUUAUUCUCCAAGGGAGAACUUCUCUGGUUUAGCUGUGACAGAGGGAGAACCUCCUAGUGGAGGAAGCAGAACAGACUUGGGGCUGCAGAUGGAGCAUAUUGGUCCUGACAUGUUACUCAGUACUAGAGAGUGUGAAAAAUCUCAAGGACCAGAAGACCUUCCUGACCAUAACAGACUGGCUGUGAGAGAGUUUGAGAGUCUCCUUAGGGGGACGGAAGAGAAAAGCCUGCUAGGGUCAGAUAAUGAAGAUGAGAAGUUAAGUAAAGGGCAGCAUUAUAUUGAGAUCUCCUCUCUCCCAGGAGACUUAGAAAGGGAUCACUCAGCGACUACUGAGCCUCUUGAAAUGACAAAGACACAGACUUUUAGUGUAAUGCCAAAUCAAGACAAAAAUCAUGAGAUAAUGAAGCUUCUGGCAGUAGGAACUUCAGAAAUUUCUCCAGGAGACAUUGACCCACAUGCUGAAGGACAGAUAGGCCCAGUGGCAACAAUGCAAAAAAAUAAGCUAUCUAAGGAUGAUGACAUCAAGAGUGAAGACUUGCCUGGUCUUCAAGGAGACCUCUCUACUUUUUUGCACCAAGAGGGUAAAAAAGAGAAAACUGACCCUAGAAAUAGAGAACUAUUAAAUAGUGUUUCAGAAAGUGAACAGUGUCCCUCAUCCCGGAAGGAUGUGGUUAGGUCAUCCUUCGUAACUAGACACAGCCGAAUCCCUGUUUUAGCACAAGAGAUAGACUCAGCUUUUGACUCAUCCUCUCCACUCUCUGCAAAAGAAAAGCUCCUUCAAAAGAAAGCUUAUCAGCCAGACCUACUCAAACUUCUGGUGGAAAAAAGGCAACUCAAGUCUUUUCUUGGGGACCUCUCAAGUGCCUCUGAUAAAUUGCUGGAGGAGAGACUAGCUACUGUUCCUGCUCCCUUUUCUGAGGAGGAAGUCUUCACUCCCUUUUCAAGACUGGCGAUAGACACCCCCCUGAGCAGGGCAGCUGAAGAUAGCUUUUUGUCACCUAUCAUCUCCCAGUCCAGAAAGAGCAAAAUUCCAAGGCCAGUGUCAUGGGUCAACACAGAUCAAGUCAAUAUCUCCACUUCAUCACAGUUCUUGCCUCGGCCACCGCCAGGAAAGCCACCCACAAGGCCCGGAGUAGAAGCCAGGCUCCGCAGAUACAGAGUCCUAGGGAGUAGCAAUUCUGACUCAGACCUUUUCUCCCGCCUGGCCCAAAUUCUUCAAAAUGGAUCUCAGAAACCCCGGAGCACUACUCAGUGCAAGAGUCCAGGAUCCCCCCACAACCCAAAAACACCACCCAAGAGUCCAGUCGUCCCUCGCAGGAGCCCCAGUGCCUCUCCUCGAAGUUCUUCUUUGCCUCGCACAUCCAGUUCCUCGCCAUCUAGGGCUAGUCGGCCCCACCAUGACCAGAGGAGUUCAUCCCCGCAUCUGGGGAGAAGCAAGUCACCUCCCAGCCACUCCGGAUCCUCCUCCUCCCGGAGGUCCUGCCAACAGGAGCAUUGCAAACCCAGCAAGAACGGCCUGAAGGGAUCCGGCAGCCUCUACCACCACUCGGCCAGCACUAAGGCCCCCCCGGGGAAGAGUAAGUCAGCCAGUAAGCUCAGCAGAUAG
Pipistrellus nathusii (Nathusius's pipistrelle) is the source of this 3717-nucleotide messenger RNA. NCBI's taxonomy places the organism in Eukaryota, Metazoa, Chordata, Mammalia, Chiroptera, Vespertilionidae. The record is from the annotation of a GenBank genome assembly.